Molecule: messenger RNA, 1867 nt
Organism: Periophthalmus magnuspinnatus
Lineage: Eukaryota; Metazoa; Chordata; Actinopteri; Gobiiformes; Gobiidae
Product: MAGUK p55 subfamily member 7-like
Exons: 18
Coding region: 1-1803 (600 amino acids)
Biological process (GO): protein localization to adherens junction
Cellular component (GO): plasma membrane; cell-cell junction
Molecular function (GO): protein binding
Source: RefSeq, a predicted model, not a curated record
AUGUAUUUCUGUUUAACCAUGCUCAUGGCAGAACUGGAGGCUCACCCUGACCAAGAGGAGGACUACAGGUUCCUCCACAGCAUGCUGAGGGAGAAAAAGAUUCACCUGCUCUUCAAGAUCCAUGAGCGAUUGAAGCUUUUUGAAAAGAAAAGACCAAUCCCAGUCCAGGAGCAAGCAGCGGACCUGGCCUCUAAAUUGAUGAAGGAAGUGUUGCAUCAGGUCUGCAGAGAUGACGUCAAAGAGCUGGUGGCAAUUUUGUCUAAACCCCAUCUCAAGAGUCUCCUGUCUGUUCAUGAUGCUGUGGCUCACAGAGACUAUGAGCCCACGUUGCUUCCUGUACCUGAUGACUUUGUGGCAGAUGAGGAAGAUUCAGUCAAGAUUGUCAGCUUGGUAAAAACCGAAGAACCCUUAGGUGCAACUAUCAAAAGGGAUGAAUCCACUGGAGCCAUUGUCAUCGCAAGGAUAAUGAAGGGGGGUGCCGCAGAUAAAAGUGGCCUGAUCCAUGAAGGCGAUGAACUGAAGGAGGUGAACGGUGUUUCCAUGGAGUGCAGGAAACCAAAGGAAAUCCUUUCUCUCUUGGCUCGAUCAAAAGGUGAGGUGACGUUUAAGAUCAUCCCUGCUUUCUACAGAGAAGAGGUGUCAUCUCAGAAAAAGAAGCUGUUUGUGCGGGCAUUAUUUGACUAUAACCCUGAAGAAGACCCCACUGUUCCCUGCAAGGAGGCCGCUGUGGGUUUCAGAAGAGGGGACGUAUUACAGAUUGUCAGUUUGGAGGACGAGACUUGGUGGCAGGCCCGUCACCAUGGAGAUGGACAGUCCCGUGCUGGACUCAUCCCAUCACAGCAGCUACAUGAGAGGCGGGUGGCCCUGCAGCGACCCAGAGCCCUGUUCAAGCCUCGCACAUCCAAAGCACCAGAUGAAGCGCAAGUCUUGGAGGAUGUAGACUACCGAGCCAUCACAGGCUUUCAUAUUGCUGGUUUGAGAAGAAGUUUCCGACUCGGGAGGAAAGGUAGUGUAGCUCGAGAAGCAGUCCGCUCACGGAGGUGGAGUGCUGGGGUACAUGGCUCCAUCAGGCCCCCUACCUACGUGGAGGUUAUCCCCUAUCACAGAACCCCCACAGACAAGCACAGGCUGGUGGUCCUGGUUGGGCCGAGCGGCGUUGGCGUCAGUGAGCUGAAGAAGAGGCUGCUGAUCUCCGACCCGGACCGCUAUGCUGUCACCGUGCCCUAUACGACACGAGAGAGAAGGCAGCAAGAGACAGAUGCAGUGGACUAUCACUUUGUGCCACUUCACAAGUUUGAGGAAGGCAUUCUCCAUCAUAGGUUUAUUGAAUAUGGACGCUACAAGGGCCAUUACUACGGCUCAAGUCUAGACUCAGUCAACAGAGUCCUGGCAGAUGGCAAAGUGUGUCUUUUGGACAUGCACCCAAGUAACAUAAAGUGUGUGUACACAGCAGAGUACCGACCGUUUGUGGUGUUUGUGAAGCCCCCGAGGAUUGAGGAGCUUCGUCUGACCCGCCGCAGAGCCAAGUUCAUCUGUGAGGAGGAGGAUAAAAACCCAGUCCGUACCUUUACAGAGGAAGAUUUUGAGGAGAUGAUUGACACGUGUGAAUCCAUGGAGCGGGAGUAUGGAUACAUGUUUGAUAAGGUGUUGGUGAACGGGGACAUCGCGGUGGCGUUCAGAGAGCUGAAGUCUGCUGUGCUGCGGAUGACUGAGGCCGAAGUGCAGUGGAUCCCGAUGGAGUGGGUUUGUCCAUCGCCAGCAACUGCACGGAGGAGCUGCAGUCACUUAACAGGCUGGAUCUGAACUCAAAGCGUUCUUUCCACUUCAAGUUUAAAUUUCAUUGUUCUUUCACACAAUCAGACAGUUC